Messenger RNA from Protopolystoma xenopodis, 279 nucleotides. NCBI's taxonomy places the organism in Eukaryota, Metazoa, Platyhelminthes, Monogenea, Polystomatidea, Polystomatidae. The record is from the annotation of a GenBank genome assembly.
AUGGGUCGCGGAACGAGGUUCGGACUUCCUCCCGGCGUUCCAUAUCGUCAUGACGAGUUUAUUGCGUUUCUCUCAGUAUCUGAUGAUGAGCUUGAAUGUGAGAGAAGCGCCGAGGCCAGCCAAAAUUACAAAAUUUCCAAGGAGAUGUUCGGCGAAGCUAAGCUUAUCGAGGAGAGGAGCAAGAUAAUCACAGGCGGCAUGGAGGUCUAUAAGCCAGUUGGUGGAUUUCCUAAGGUUAGUUCAUUUUUAAACUUUAGAUGUUUUAUUAUCAAUAAAUAA